AUGAAGUACGCCUGCGACGCCGCGACGAAGACCUGCGCGCUCGCCCCCGGCGGCGCCUUCUGGGCCAAGGCCGACUGCGAAUCGUCCUGCGGCUCGCCCGAACCCUCGACGAAGUACGCCUGCUCCAACGGCCAGUGCGUGGAGAAUGCCGCCGGCAGCUUCGCCGACUACCAGUCCUGCGAAGCGUCCUGCGCGAGCCCCGCGACGAAGUACGCCUGCUCCAGCGGCCAGUGCGUCGAGGCGCCCUUUGGGGCCUACGCGGAUUACUCGUCGUGCCACGCGCAGUGCUCGACGCCCCCGGGCCCGACGCCGUCGACGUGCGCCUGGAAGGCCGACACGGGGCUCGACGGCGUCAACGCGUUCAUCACGACCGUCGCCGACGAGGCCGCCUGCUGCCAGAUGUGCCACCUCUCGACGAAGUGCGAGGCCGUCUCCUUCAUCUCCGGCGCCUGCUACGGCUUCACGGCCGGGUUUUCCCUCUCCGCGGGCCUCCCGGGCAUCUCCGCCGCGGUCCUGUAG
Molecule: messenger RNA, 519 nt
Organism: Aureococcus anophagefferens
Lineage: Eukaryota; Pelagophyceae; Pelagomonadales; Pelagomonadaceae
Exons: 1
Coding region: 1-519 (172 amino acids)
Source: RefSeq, a predicted model, not a curated record